Molecule: messenger RNA, 975 nt
Organism: Trichoderma virens Gv29-8
Lineage: Eukaryota; Fungi; Ascomycota; Sordariomycetes; Hypocreales; Hypocreaceae
Exons: 2
Source: RefSeq, a predicted model, not a curated record
CCCCCGCCGUUUCCCACCGUCUCGAGCUGUCCGUCGCCGACAUGCACGUGCGCCGACACCCCAGCCAUGCCGGACGGGCUGGAGAUUGACCACCAGAACACGCUCAAUGGCGUCAUGGCCGGGUAUGCCGAGCACGUCGUUGUGUGUACGGGCAAGGACGACUGGCUGUCCAAGAUUGAGGACGAGAACAGCGGCGACAAUCUGGCGGCGGAUCUGAAGGAGCUGUUUGGGAGGGGGGGCAAGUAUACGGAUCCGUUCCACCACAUCUCCGUCAUCAACUCUUCCUUUCCGAGCUCGGUGCCUCCCCGAAAGGCCAUCCAGUCGACGUCGGCCUACCUGCUGCCCAGCUUCAAAUACGUCCCCUUCCUGCCGCGCGUGUCCUUUGACAGCGUCAAGGCGCUCGCAAAGGGCUUUCUACUACCCGAGAAGCUGCACCCAGCGCACGCCGGACUGUCGCCUGUGCACCGCGACCGGCUGACUCGAAAGGAGGCCUUCCAGGGCUUGUUGCCCGGCGUGCAGGACGUCAAGGACGUGCUGGUGCUGAUAUGCGGGCACGGCGGGCGGGAUCUGCGGUGCGGCACCAUGGGGCCUGUGUUGAGGGACGAGUUUGAGGAGAAGCUGGAGAGGCGAGGGUUCAACGUUGCGAGCGAAGCUGUCCAGAUCGGGGACCUGGAUGGGAACCUGGGGGAGACGGGGAGGAUAGAAGGGAGCAGCAACGACAAGGUGGCCCGAGUCGGUCUGAUCAGCCACAUCGGGGGCCACAAGUUUGCGGGCAACGUGAUUAUUUACAUUCCACCUGGAUUUACGACUGGGGGAGGCGAGAAGCAUGCAUUGGCAGGCUGCGGGAUUUGGUAUGGGAGAGUAGAGCCGAAGCAUGUGGAGGGCAUUGUGGGAGAGACGGUGAUGGGGGGGCGCGUGGUGGAGGACAUGUUCCGGGGAGGGAUUGAUGGGCAGCGACGGAUAUUGCGGCUGUGA